GCGACCAUAAGCGCGGUGACGUCACAGGGUCCCUCUUUUUUUUGUGGGUGGCACCAUCCACAACAUCACUCCUUCCCUGUGCGCUUGACUCUUUCCUUCCUGACCGAGUGCAAAGGGAAAUUGCGAGCGUCUCAAAUGACAGCCUGUUAUUCGUAAUUCGACGGUGUGGCUGCUUGCCCAGACUCGAAGUUGCCUUGUCCCUAUUCGCCCUCCCUUGUCUCUUUUUUGUCGAGGGAACACAAUGCCGCUGAAUGCCUCUUGGACCCCUUGAGCCCCUUCUCCCCCUGUUUAGACCCUGAAACCCCUUCGGCGUCACAAGCGCGCGGCAGGGCGGAGAUGGGAUUCUUUAAUUGCCGCACCUUUGGGCGUCUCGGAAGCGCGUUGCCGGGCUGGCAUUUUUUGAAAAUCCCAUGGUUGCAUGGUCUUUUUGCGCGCAAGACCUGCCCGCCUGCCAAGUUUACGCAGUCACCUUCGAGUCCAAGACAGACCCAGCCUCUUCCGCCCAUUGGUUCCUAUUUCUGCACGAGCAAGGAAUCCUCGAACAUCCUGGUCCAUGUGGGGACGAGUAGGGGAUGCUGGGCGAAAAGAAUACGGUCAAUACACCAGUCCCCCCGUCGCCCUGUGCCUCCCGGUAGCUGUACUGUGUACGCGCUGUGGACAGGGCGGACAGCACGGUCGGAAAGCAUGCAUGUGCGGCGGCCACUGACAUCAUGGGAUGGUGUUCGUCCCGCCAGGGGGGCGAACGAUUCCUCGCCGUUGGUUCGGUUGUCCGAGUCCCCCACACCCACCAAAGCCUUGUCUUGUACAGUAUUGUAUUGUCUCGAUCGUGUACCAAAUACACAGGACCACGGCACGUCGACCUUCCGGUGUAUCCGCUCGAGAUGGUCCCAAUUUCUCCCCGUGCCUCGCGUGCCUACUCGAACUUGCUUCACACAGUUUCCAUCUCUUCUCGUGUGGAAAUCGCGGAGCCGGGGCCGCUCUGAUGCCAUCGGCGGCUUCUCAGCAUCGUCACUGCUCGCCUCCGUUUCCAUGCGAGAGACUAGCGCAAAGGCCGUGGAGAAACGGGGGCAAACGGAUGGAGAGAAUCGAGUGGCCUUGACCUCACUCUCACCCGAUCCUUUUAGCAGGAUCAACGGGGUCUUGCCUCUCUGGUCAUUCCGGCCCGGACCCACUCGCGUUGCCCUCCUCGUCGCCAACUUCCACGCUGUGGUACAUAUGUACAUAGUUACAUACAUGUACUGUCCCAGACCACCAGAACGAACCAGACCAGAACCAGCACUGUCAGCCCGGGCGAGAAGCCUUCCGGCCGUUUUGGACCAAGUACUGGUGGGGACCUCCGCCAUACCGUCACUGCCAACCCCUCCGACAUGGACAGCCCUUGCUCGGACGGCAGACCCAUGGCCGAUCAGCUAUGUAAUGGGAAAGAUUGCAGCCGGGAAGGUCGUAACGCUAGCGCACCCCCAUGGGCUUCUCGACGGGGUCUGCAUGUCGUGCCUCUCUGAGAUUGGUGUCGAAAGGGCGCAGAUCUGGAAGUGACGGCUGCAGGGCAAGACCCUUCCUUUUGGACCCUUCGAGCCCUCUCGUGCUCCCACGAAACACGACGGGGUCACCCUCCUACAGGACGUCUGUUGGACCCCGCCCCUGUGGGGUGAUUAGCCGCGAACGCUGGUCCACCACAACUCGCCUCGGGGGGAGCACAGAAGAAUGACUCUGAUGUCGGCCGCCUCUCCGUUAUAAAGACCGCCUCUCGCCGCCCUCUCCUGACAUCUGCCUCCGUUUCUACACGCUCCUCGAGUAAUAAAAUCAAGUCACGCGGUCGUAUCACGCUGGCUACAACCCCUGUUCGGUUCGUAGCACCAAACUACCAAACCGG
Molecule: messenger RNA, 1873 nt
Organism: Chaetomium fimeti
Lineage: Eukaryota; Fungi; Ascomycota; Sordariomycetes; Sordariales; Chaetomiaceae
Exons: 1
Coding region: 337-1536 (399 amino acids)
Source: RefSeq, a predicted model, not a curated record